Molecule: messenger RNA, 747 nt
Organism: Nannizzia gypsea CBS 118893
Lineage: Eukaryota; Fungi; Ascomycota; Eurotiomycetes; Onygenales; Arthrodermataceae
Product: rRNA-processing protein FCF2
Exons: 3
Coding region: 1-747 (248 amino acids)
Biological process (GO): RNA processing
Cellular component (GO): nucleolus
Molecular function (GO): RNA binding
Source: RefSeq, a predicted model, not a curated record
AUGUCUGUUGAAGUGGUGAUUGUGAACCCGGCGUCGAAGCCGCAGAAGGAUGAACCGGAGGAGGAGCUCUCUGAAGAGCAGAUCCAGAGUCUCCUGCUAGAAGCUGAAACAAGGCUGAAGAAGGCCUCGGGUAGCUCCAGCAAGCAAGACGGUGAUGGUGAUGGAGUCGUCUCCCUCGCUACCGGACAAGAGGUGGACGACUCGGCCUCGCGGCCAAGAGUCCCGAAUUUAAACCAUAAGCAAACAAUUCAGCCGUAUGUGCAGCAGUCUAAUAGCAUUGCUACUAUCGAUAAAUCCAGAUUGGUCCCAGAUUCGGCAAAGAAGCUUGCUGAGACUAUUCACACCGUCGAACAACCGUUUGUCAAGAACAAGGAAAAACCAACCUCAGGGCCAAAGUGGUUCAACCUGCCCAAGACUGUAGUUACUCCCGAGUUAAAGCGGGAUCUUCAGAUCCUCCGUAUGAGAUCCGUACUUGACCCUCACCGCCACUACAAGAAGGAUAAUGGCAAGGCCAGUAUACCAGAGUACUCUCAGGUUGGUACCAUCAUUGAAGGCGCCACCGAAUUCUUCAGUGCCCGUAUCACAAAGAAGGAGCGCAAGAACAAUUUUGCACAGGAAGUAAUGGCUGCAGAGAAAGAGAGUGGCCGUUUCAAGCGCAAGUAUGCAGAAAUUCAAGCUGCCAAGACCAGUGGGAAGAAAGCACAUUACAAAAAAUUAAAGGCAAAGCGAGCCAGGCCAAUGAAAUGA